AUGUUUCUUUUCUACUCGGGUCAGCAACAGCAGCAGCAUCAACAACAAAGCUUCUUUAUUAUAAUUUCAGCUACACCCCAAUCUAUUAAAAAUACAACUACGAAACAAAUUGGACAAACAUCACUUGGUAAAAGUAUUCGAAAAUACAAUGAAUAUGAACCGACUACUUGUAAUAUUACAGCUAGUAGUAUGAUAACUAUAGAAUCACCAAUGGAAUGUGAUCAUUACAACGAUCAGGUAUAUUGGUACGACGAUUGGGGACCAAAUUAUUUUUUCGAUGAUGUAUCUGAUGGUCCUCCAACUGAAUACCAAGAUCAAAAUAAUGCAUCUUCAGGUGGUCCCCCACCACCUCCACCUAUUAUACCACCUUCACUUCUUAAUCAUUCUACAUCAAAUGAUACUCUAUCUUCAUCAUCAUCAUCCUCAUUGGAACCACUUUCAUCUUCUUCAUCUUCAUCAUCUUCAUCUUCUUCAUCUUCAUCUUCAUCUUCACCAACUGUAUAUUCAUGUCAUCAAGGACUUUUUAAUAUUAGUUUUUCAGUACCAGAUGAUGUAUUGGAUGUUAAUAACGAUGGUAUAAUCGAUGGCCAUCGAUUGAUCAUUACAACUUCACCUGGAUUGGUGUCUAGUGAUACAGCAUGGGUUUCAGAAUACGUUACCAAAUACAAGGAUGGAUCGAUUUCGAGUUGUUACUAUGAAGAUAAUGCACCCAAUAGAGUGAUCAUAUUUCGAAUUCCUCCCUAUGAUAAAGUAGCAUUCAACAUUACAUUGGUUUGUGGAAUCAUAUCAACGGUUGCACUCAUCGUUAUGCUUUUGGUUUAUGUUAGAAUACGACAAAUUCAAAAAGAAGAAGAUUAUAAUAUUUGUACAGUUCCAAGUCAAUCAUCAUCUACAUUGACUUCUUCUUCUUCUUAUUCUUCUUCUUCGCAACAACCUCCAACUAAAAUGGUUGAUUUAAGAAAUUAUCCAUAUCCUCAUCAAUAUUCCAUCAACAAUAAUAAUAAUAAUCUCGAUCCUCCUCCCUAUCCAUCAAAUACAUCAACUACUAAUAAUAAUAACAAUAAUAUAAUACCAUCUUCAUCAUUAAAUAUUGCACACUCUUCUAUUGAUAUUAAUACAAUUUCAACUGCCGACUCAUCUUCAAACUCUUCAACGUCGUCGUCGUCAAACUCCCCCUAA
Cavenderia fasciculata is the source of this 1179-nucleotide messenger RNA. RefSeq lists its product as uncharacterized. The transcript has 4 exons. The coding region runs from base 1 to 1179 and encodes 392 amino acids. The record is from RefSeq and is a predicted model, not a curated record. NCBI's taxonomy places the organism in Eukaryota, Evosea, Eumycetozoa, Acytosteliales, Cavenderiaceae.